This is a messenger RNA of Mastomys coucha (southern multimammate mouse), 5749 nucleotides long. RefSeq names its product stromal antigen 1 (gene Stag1). Gene Ontology annotation, molecular function: chromatin binding. The transcript is spliced from 33 exons. The record is from RefSeq and is a predicted model, not a curated record. Gene Ontology annotation, biological process: sister chromatid cohesion. Bases 16 to 3792 code for a protein of 1258 amino acids. Gene Ontology annotation, cellular component: chromatin; nucleus; cohesin complex. Lineage: Eukaryota; Metazoa; Chordata; Mammalia; Rodentia; Muridae.
AUAGCCUCUCCAGCAAUGAUUACUUCAGAGUUACCAGUGUUACAGGAUUCAACUAAUGAAACUACUGCCCACUCUGAUGCUGGCAGCGAACUUGAAGAAACAGAGGUCAAAGGAAAAAGAAAAAGGGGUCGUCCUGGCCGGCCUCCAUCAACAAAUAAGAAACCUCGAAAAUCUCCAGGAGAAAAGAGCAGAAUUGAAGCUGGGAUUAGAGGAGCAGGUCGUGGAAGAGCCAAUGGGCACCCUCAACAGAACGGUGACGGGGAUCCUGUUACCUUAUUUGAGGUGGUGAAGCUGGGGAAGAGUGCAAUGCAGUCCGUGGUGGAUGACUGGAUUGAAUCCUAUAAACAAGACAGGGACAUCGCACUUCUGGAUUUAAUCAACUUUUUUAUCCAGUGUUCAGGAUGUCGAGGUACUGUCAGAAUAGAGAUGUUUCGAAAUAUGCAGAAUGCAGAAAUAAUCAGAAAAAUGACUGAAGAAUUUGAUGAGGACAGUGGUGACUACCCCCUUACCAUGCCUGGUCCUCAGUGGAAAAAAUUUCGUUCCAAUUUUUGUGAAUUUAUUGGAGUCCUGAUUCGACAGUGUCAAUAUAGCAUAAUUUAUGAUGAGUAUAUGAUGGACACCGUAAUCUCCCUUUUGACUGGUUUGUCAGACUCCCAGGUCAGAGCUUUUAGGCACACAAGUACUCUUGCUGCAAUGAAGCUGAUGACUGCUCUGGUGAAUGUUGCCUUAAACCUCAGUAUUCAUCAGGAUAAUACACAGAGGCAAUAUGAAGCAGAGAGAAAUAAAAUGAUUGGAAAGAGAGCCAAUGAAAGGCUGGAGUUACUACUUCAGAAGCGUAAAGAGCUACAAGAAAAUCAAGAUGAAAUUGAAAAUAUGAUGAACUCUAUUUUUAAGGGAAUAUUUGUUCAUAGAUACCGUGAUGCAAUUGCUGAAAUUCGAGCCAUCUGUAUUGAAGAAAUUGGAGUAUGGAUGAAAAUGUAUAGUGAUGCCUUCCUAAAUGACAGUUACCUGAAAUAUGUAGGAUGGACUCUUCAUGAUAGGCAAGGGGAAGUCAGACUGAAGUGUUUGAAAGCUCUACAAAGCCUGUAUACCAAUAGAGAAUUAUUCCCCAAAUUGGAGCUGUUUACUAAUCGAUUCAAGGAUCGCAUUGUAUCAAUGACUCUUGAUAAAGAAUAUGAUGUUGCUGUGGAAGCAAUUCGAUUGGUUACUCUGAUACUUCAUGGAAGUGAAGAAGCGCUUUCCAAUGAAGACUGUGAGAAUGUUUACCAUUUGGUGUAUUCAGCACAUCGCCCUGUUGCUGUGGCAGCUGGAGAAUUCCUACACAAAAAGCUGUUUAGCAGACAUGACCCACAAGCAGAGGAAGCCUUAGCGAAGAGGAGAGGAAGGAACAGUCCGAAUGGGAACCUUGUCAGGAUGCUUGUUCUUUUCUUUCUUGAAAGUGAGUUACAUGAACAUGCAGCCUACUUGGUGGACAGCCUGUGGGAGAGCUCUCAAGAACUGUUGAAAGACUGGGAGUGUAUGACCGAGUUACUAUUAGAAGAACCUGUUCAAGGAGAGGAAGCAAUGUCUGACCGUCAAGAGAGUGCUCUUAUAGAACUAAUGGUCUGUACAAUUCGUCAGGCAGCUGAAGCUCACCCUCCAGUGGGAAGGGGUACCGGCAAGAGAGUGCUAACAGCCAAAGAAAGGAAAACUCAAAUUGAUGAUAGAAACAAAUUAACUGAACAUUUUAUCAUUACACUUCCUAUGUUACUAUCAAAGGUAUGUUACAUUUUUAAGAAGGUAGCAAACUUGCUGCAAAUUCCACAGUAUUUUGAUCUAGAAAUCUACAGCACAGGUCGGAUGGAAAAGCACCUGGAUGCUUUAUUAAAACAAAUUAAGUUUGUUGUAGAGAAACAUGUAGAAUCCGAUGUCCUAGAAGCCUGCAGUAAAACCUACAGCAUUUUAUGCAGUGAAGAGUAUACCAUUCAGAAUCGAGUUGAUAUUGCUCGGAGCCAGUUGAUUGAUGAAUUUGUAGAUCGAUUCAAUCAUUCUGUAGAAGACCUGUUGCAAGAGGGUGAAGAAGCUGAUGAUGAUGAUAUCUACAAUGUUCUUUCCACCUUAAAGCGUUUAACUUCUUUUCACAAUGCUCAUGAUCUCACUAAAUGGGAUCUAUUUGGUAAUUGCUACAGACUGUUGAAGACUGGAAUUGAACAUGGAGCUAUGCCAGAACAGAUAGUCGUACAAGCACUGCAGUGUUCCCAUUACUCAAUUCUUUGGCAGUUGGUGAAAAUUACUGAUGGUUCUCCUUCCAAAGAGGAUUUGUUGGUAUUGAGAAAAACAGUGAAAUCUUUUCUGGCUGUUUGCCAACAGUGCCUAUCUAAUGUUAAUACUCCAGUUAAGGAACAGGCUUUCAUGCUGCUCUGUGAUCUUUUAAUGAUUUUUAGCCACCAGUUAAUGACAGGUGGCAGAGAGGGCCUUCAGCCUUUGGUGUUUAAUCCAGAUACUGGACUCCAGUCUGAACUCCUCAGUUUUGUGAUGGAUCAUGUUUUCAUUGACCAAGAUGAGGAAAACCAAAGCAUGGAGGGUGAUGAAGAAGAUGAAGCUAAUAAAAUCGAAGCCUUACAUAAAAGAAGGAACCUACUUGCUGCCUUCAGCAAACUUAUCAUUUAUGAUAUUGUUGACAUGCAUGCAGCUGCAGACAUCUUUAAACACUACAUGAAGUACUACAAUGACUAUGGUGACAUUAUUAAGGAGACACUGAGUAAGACCAGGCAGAUUGAUAAAAUUCAAUGUGCUAAGACUCUCAUUCUCAGUCUGCAACAGUUGUUUAAUGAACUUGUUCAAGAACAAGGUCCUAAUCUGGAUAGGACCUCUGCCCACGUCAGUGGGAUUAAAGAACUGGCACGUCGUUUUGCCCUUACAUUUGGAUUGGACCAGAUCAAGACCCGAGAAGCAGUUGCCACACUUCACAAGGAUGGAAUAGAGUUUGCCUUCAAAUACCAAAAUCAGAAAGGACAAGAAUACCCACCUCCUAAUCUGGCUUUUCUUGAAGUGCUAAGUGAAUUUUCUUCUAAACUCCUUCGACAGGACAAGAAAACUGUUCAUUCGUAUCUUGAAAAAUUCCUCACUGAGCAGAUGAUGGAAAGGAGGGAGGAUGUAUGGCUUCCACUCAUCUCAUACAGAAAUUCAUUAGUUACUGGGGGUGAAGAUGACAGAAUGUCUGUGAACAGUGGAAGUAGCAGCAGUAAAACGUCCUCAGUAAGGAGUAAGAAAGGAAGACCUCCACUGCACAGAAAACGAGUAGAAGAUGAAAGUCUGGACAACACAUGGCUAAAUAGGACUGACACGAUGAUUCAGACUCCUGGACCCUUGCCAACCCCACAGCUCACCUCCACGGUACUUAGAGAGAACAGCCGUCCCAUGGGAGAGCAGAUUCAGGAACCUGAGUCUGAACACGGUUCUGAACCAGACUUUUUACACAAUCCCCAGAUGCAGAUCUCUUGGUUAGGCCAGCCGAAGUUAGAAGACUUGAACCGGAAGGACAGAACAGGGAUGAACUACAUGAAAGUGAGAGCUGGAGUGCGGCAUGCUGUUCGGGGUCUAAUGGAGGAAGAUGCUGAGCCCAUCUUUGAAGACGUUAUGAUGUCAUCACGGAGCCAAUUAGAAGACAUGAAUGAAGAAUUUGAAGACACCAUGGUUAUUGAUUUGCCCCCAUCAAGAAAUCGCCGAGAGAGAGCUGAGCUAAGGCCAGACUUCUUUGACUCUGCAGCUAUCAUUGAAGAUGAUUCAGGAUUUGGAAUGCCUAUGUUCUGAAGUCUGAAGAAAAUUUACAAAUCUGGAACUCUAUUAUUUAGAGCUAGAGGCCUAUAUACUGUGAUAGCUUGUAUGGGGGAAGAAACACUUUUGAUGUGAUCGGAUUUGUUUUGUAAUCAAAUGAUUAAAGGUUGGUCCCUUUUGCAGUGACAGAGCAGCAUGUCAGUCACCCAUGGAAAUGUUGGUGAAUGUCACUUCGGAAGACUGACCAAAAAAAUCAUUUGUACUCUAAUGUUGGACUUAUCUCAGUACAGAUGUGUGUGUGUUUUUCUGAAAGGAGGAAGAUAUUUUAAAUUUUUAAAACAGCUGUCAAAAUAAACACUGUUAUACACCUGUUUUAUGAAAAUCAGCAUUGAGUAAAAAAAAUAUUUUUAACUUUAUUUUCCUGUUGUACAAUUUAAAAACCGUUUUAACAUUUUGCCUUUUUAUGUUUUAAAAGCUAACCAUUUUUAUUAAACUAUGAGUGAGCAGCUCGUUCUAAUCGCCGAAGAGUGGUUUUGGAGCUCGCUGGGUUUUGUUGACCUUGUAAAGCAGACAUUGAAGGAACAGAGCAUGGACAAGCUAAAAUAGAGUUCUAACAUCGUGCAUCUCUGCCAAAAACCACACGCCCUCUGUGGAUGGAUGUGAAUCCCCAGAUUUUAUAUACUCUUGAAUAAAAAGGUUUAUUUUUAUUUAUAAAUGGGCAUAAAAUAAGUGCCCAUGCAGCCAUUUUUCCAACAGACGCUGUACACCGUUCAUUUUCUAUAGAAUAGUGAGAUUCAAAUACAGUGCAUUUUCUAUUGGUCUUUGUUCUGUGCAUUUUUAGCAACUUCUACCAGCAAAUAAAGUAUUCUCAGUAAAACAAAAAUGGUUCUCAAGUUAUCAGUCUCACUGUUGUUAACACUUGUUUCAUGCCCUGCCAAAGUCACAUUACACAGACUUCCGUUUUCUUAGAAUCGUGAAAUUUUUCUUUGCCAUUCAAAAGUAAUUUUAAGAUGUGUACCGUAACUGUCUUCUUCCCAUGCACUGAGAAUCCCCUCAACCCACUAAUGUUGUGAAGUGUUUACCAAUCAUAGACGUCUGUGCUUAGAGGGUGGCAUUCUAAGCUAACCGUGAAAUACAGCUACAUGUCAGUGUUAAGUGUGCAUAUUAAGAAAAAUUCUUUUGGAGAAAGAAAUUCUGAAACUUCAGGACAUUCUUCAGUGGCUUAGAGUUACAAUCAGCUUACUUUUAUGACUUGCUAUUGUUUUAAAAAUACAUGUAGCUUUUCCCUGAUUUUAGUGUAGGCUUCCAAAUUUCCAAGCCAGUCUACCCACAGCUGUUUCUGGGCUGGUUUUUAAAAUAGCUGCAACAGAACCGAGAGCUUUCCCUUCUUACCAAAAAUGAACAUUUUUUAAAAGUAUAUGAACUCUAUGAUUAUCUUUUGUGUGGGAAAAUAAAACACGAUUUUAUUCAUCCUUUUAGUAGACGAGAUUUUUCUCAACAUUUGUACAGUUCAGAGAUUUUAAAAUAAAAAAUCUUGGUCACCAAAAAUGUUUUACCUACUAACUCAGCAAGUCCUAGGCUCCAGUUAAGACAUGUGGAGCCUCGCUCUCUCCUAGAAAUGUGGGCUUCACUGGAACUCAAGGGGCAGGGAUGAAUGGACUAUACACUUCAGCCCUGCUUCACUGGAGUUCUCGGCCAGGGCCCCAGCUUUGAGGAGCCCUGGAAUAAGCACAGAUAAUCCCCUGCCUGACAGUCUCCUACUGAUUUCAGGGUUACAGACUACCAUGCAACAACAAGGCGGCUUAAUCUCUACUCCAGUGGCUUUCCAAGUUCAGUUUGAAGUCAAUCAAAUUUUUGUAUUUUCAGUGUCUCCUUGAUUGGUUUUGCUAGUAAUUCUGUAAAUUGUACAUUUGCAAAAAUGAUGUUUUUUUUUCCUUUUGUACAAUUUGAAACUGAUGCUUCACCUUUCCUUUAAUAAACUAUUCAAAAAUCA